This is a messenger RNA of Ceratina calcarata, 1977 nucleotides long. RefSeq lists its product as uncharacterized. The coding region runs from base 253 to 1902 and encodes 549 amino acids. Lineage: Eukaryota; Metazoa; Arthropoda; Insecta; Hymenoptera; Apidae. The transcript is spliced from 12 exons. The record is from RefSeq and is a predicted model, not a curated record.
AGGAAAUUGUAUUAAUUUAAUCUGUCUUCGAUUCUUAGUUGAAGACAAAAACGAAAUACAAUCGUACAUACGUUUUGGGACGUUUACGAAUUAUUCGUCUGACAGAUGCCCGUUCACGCAUCUGAAAUCAGUCACGCAAUCAAACGAGAGAAAGUCGUGGCGAGAUGAUUAGGGAACGCUCAAAGGAUCGGUAUAAAUUUUUCGAAAUUUCUCAAGGGGAAAUCAGACUAAUCGGAAUUUACCGAUUGGAGUAUGAGAUCAUGCUUCAUAUGGUUCUUUCCGGUACUUGUGGCAUCUGCUCUCAUUAAUUUACGAAGGGUAAUGGGUGUUAGCACUUUCAAGCAUGAACAAAAUGUUGGCACGGUGUUAUUCGAGAAAACUGACGCUGGUAAACAUUGUUGGACCACGGAGGAGUUUAUUAUCUUAAAUAGUCGGAGGAUGUUUCAAGAUCUAUUACCAAAGGUGAAAGUUCUAAAUUAUGAGAACGAUCGGUACAUCGCGCUGCUGAUGGAUUACUUUCACAUUUGUCUGGAGAGCGUGCGGAAGCUGUCGAUAGGUAAAACGAAGCACCUGAUGCUGAAAGCCCUCGCGGACACGAUGGGCGGCUACUUGCAGGUUUACAUCCUGCCUCUCACCAGACACUCCUAUUACGCCGGGAACAUAAAGUAUCGGAACGCGAGGAAGCUGUUCGAGCUGUACGAGCAGCUGAAAGUUUUCCUCGGAAGCAACGGAGUCGGCUGGCUGAGCUCCUCCAACGAGAUAAAACACGCGAAAAUACAACCGAUCGUAAUCACGCCGCCGAGAUCGUCGGUCGCAUGCGAUGGAAUUAUUACCUAUCCUGCCUCUUCAACUGAUUACAACAAACGAGAAAUAAAGCGUUUCACGUUUAAACAGAAGAAACGACUCACGUCGAAACACAAAAACAGAAAUUCUGGAAGCAAGAGUGUAUCUGUAAGGAGCGAAGAAUCGAUUAUCGUCCCUCUUCCUUUCCUGGACGACGAAGAAGAGCCGAAUAGCAUCGCGUUACCAUUUAAGAAGAACACCUUGCAGUCGUUGUACAGCGAACGAUCGACAUUCGUAUUAGUUAAAUAUUACAUAGCCAGCGUGAAAUGCAUCUCCUCGAAGACGAAGGGGAAAACGGAAGUGGACAGUUUCAACCAGCAGUUUUACGAUUGGCUGCAGCAAUCCGUGCAGCCGCACCUCGACGGUAAGAAAUGGUACCCAGCGUUCGGCGGUGUUCUUCGAGUGAUCACCACGUUAGAGGAAGCUGGCGCGGGAACCGGUCCCGCGAAAGGAAGAAAAAGCGGAGCGUAUCAGAUGAUGCCCAAACCGGGAGCGCUACCGAGCGCCGAGCCGGACGAAGGCGUGCCACCUUUGUACAAAGACGAUGAGACGACGGUCACGCUGGGUACGACGGAAUUAAUAUCCAUCGCCGUGGUGAGCGCGCUGUUGGUCUGGUUGCUGGUAGGCCUCAGCCUCGUCUGUUACAGAUUUCUCGUGAAGCACUCCGACGAGUGUGGUCCUUGCGAGCCACGGGAUCCUCCAGUCGCUGUUUUAUAUGAAAAUAAGGAGUACUGUCAGCCUGACACGUGUCCAGCGAAGGCACCUCGUAAGGGAUUGCUGGAAAGGAUUAAGGAUUGUUGGCAGGGAAAGUUCGGCAAGGGUCGCGCGAAUUGUCAGAACCCAAUGGACGAGGAACGAUGUUUAGCAGCAAUUAGUUAUACUAGCAAAGAUACAAUAGACGUUAGUAGUAGUAGCAGAGGAUAUCAAAAAAGAAAAAUUAGUAAAUCGGUCUCAGCGACGAUGUCCAGUUAUCGGAAGGAACGUGUGCCUGUCAGGAAAGUCUAUUACAGUUCAGACGGAUCGUUAACUACAAACACUGAGAGUCCUAAACCGAGAUAACAGGAGGCUACAAGUUCCCGUUUACCUUUUAAUAUUGGUAUCCUUUUUUUUGAGUAUGUACGAUGUAAUAAAUGC